Molecule: messenger RNA, 303 nt
Organism: Cylindrotheca closterium
Lineage: Eukaryota; Bacillariophyta; Bacillariophyceae; Bacillariales; Bacillariaceae
Source: the annotation of a GenBank genome assembly
AUGACCAAGAAGAGCAAGGAAGAGCUUGUUCAAGACUUGAAAGAAAUAGAGUCAAAGGUCCAAAAGUUGAUAAUAGACCUCGGCAAGGAGAGGAGCGACGAAAGCAAAACAAAUGAACGGGAACAAGAGGAGAAGUUUCCCAUCACAUUGGAAAUUGGUGAUAAAGUAUUGAUAAAGAAGCCUAAGAAAGGGCAGGAAACGAUUGGAAUAAUCGAAUCGUUUGGAAAGAAGUUUGUCACGGUAAAGACGGCAACACAAACAAUCAAGAGAAUCCCACAGAACUUGAAGAAAGUGGGAAAUUGA